AUUAAUGUUGGCAUCACAAGUGAAGUGAGCUACUAGCAGUCUAUAUUUAUAUCAUCAAAGUUUCUUCUGGUGUUAAUUCCGUACACGAUUUGUAUCACUUCGGCGUAGUCCACGUUUCGUGUCGUAAAGACUUAAAGAAUGCGUUACGUGGCCGCUUAUAUGCUGGCUGUAUUGGGAGGCAAAGCCUCACCAAGCCAGAAUGAUAUUGAGAAAAUUCUGUCGUCAGUAGGAAUUGAAACUGACGCUGAAAAAUUGAAAAAAGUUAUUUCCGAGCUAAAUGGAAAGCCGAUUGACGAAUUAAUUUCCAAAGGUAGAGAAAAGCUAUCAUCUAUGCCAAUUGGUGGAGCGGUUGCUGCCGGUGUCACUGUAGCUCCUGCUGGUGGUGUGGCAGCUCCAGUGGAAGAAAAGAAAGAGGAAAAGAAACCUGCUAAAGAAGAAUCAGAAUCUGAAGACGACGACAUGGGAUUCGGUCUCUUUGACUGAAGACGCCUUUUUUGCAUUUUUUAUUUUGUCACCAGAAUGAAACGUGCUGCAUUCUCUGUGACAAUGAUACGAGUCGCUUCUGACUUUUGUAGACUUCAAAACUCCGAGCUAAUGCUAUUGCUGGAGAAUAAAGCAUACUUUUAACUGAAA
Molecule: messenger RNA, 633 nt
Organism: Pogonomyrmex barbatus (red harvester ant)
Lineage: Eukaryota; Metazoa; Arthropoda; Insecta; Hymenoptera; Formicidae
Gene: RpLP2
Product: ribosomal protein LP2
Biological process (GO): cytoplasmic translational elongation
Cellular component (GO): ribosome; cytosolic large ribosomal subunit
Molecular function (GO): structural constituent of ribosome
Source: RefSeq, a predicted model, not a curated record